Manduca sexta (tobacco hornworm) is the source of this 1032-nucleotide messenger RNA. RefSeq lists its product as uncharacterized. The record is from RefSeq and is a predicted model, not a curated record. Lineage: Eukaryota; Metazoa; Arthropoda; Insecta; Lepidoptera; Sphingidae. The transcript has a single exon. The coding region runs from base 29 to 802 and encodes 257 amino acids.
AACUUUAUUAUUCAACAUAGUCACGGCGAUGGCGUACAUAGUGUUACUAAUUUUGUAUAUCAACUCCGUUUUGUGCGACCCAGGGGAGCCUGUUGUGUUAGUCCCCUCGUUCGAUAUGAGAGCGGCUAACGGUGUGCCGGUUAUGGCGCAGUUUCCAGCUACACAUUUCGUUCCGCAUCCCGCGCACCUGCAGCCGAUACGGCCGCAAACGGAGAGGGAUCCAGAUCCUCAGAAUUUGACCUUCAACGACUUCAUUGAAGCGUUCAACGAAGUCUCCCAGGAUGAGGAGAGCCAGGAUGAUCAACUUCGAGCAGCGGGGCGCGACGAAGCAUACUCCUAUUCCCAUCCACCUUCGUUUCCUUAUCCAGCGAGUCCUGGGUACAAUCCUAUUCCUCCUUUAUACCACAAACCAGCGUACGCUCCUCCAGCUAAAGACUCCGCUCCCAAAAUCCCCAUUCUAAAACCAGGCUUAGUAGAUUUAGUGAAACCAGUGGCAAGUAAAGUGCAGAGUAAAGUGAACGGUCUUCUUGGUUUGGUCUUAGCGUUGUUAACAGGUUCAGUUCCUGAGGGUUUAGAAUUAAAAGGGAUUAAGGAGCUUCUUAUAAAUAGUAUACUCAAGCCAUUGUUGGCCGCGAAAAGUGGCAUUAAAUCUUUGAUAGGUAAAUUAGUGAUACCAGUAUUGGCUUUGUUGUUGAUUAAUGUUGAAGUGUUGGUAGUUGUGUGGUGGUUGUGGGACGAAUGUCCGUCGAAAAUCCCCACGUAUUCUUAUAAACCUGCAUCCGAAUAUGAUUCGUAUAAAUAAGCAACAUAAACCCAGUUAUUAGUUUAAGUAUUGUAAGUCCCAAUUGUAAAAACGUGUACUUUUACCAAUAUUUGACAAAAGAAAUGUAUUAAGAAACCAAUUUAUGUAAUAAUUGUCAUUCAUAAACUGUGUGGACGAAUUGUUAUUGAUUUAUUUUUAAGUAUUAGGUUCUUAAGACUGAAUGUGUGAAAUAUUCUUCGAUUAUUUUAGUAAUAAAUUUUAUUUAUUCA